Molecule: messenger RNA, 381 nt
Organism: Penicillium cataractarum
Lineage: Eukaryota; Fungi; Ascomycota; Eurotiomycetes; Eurotiales; Aspergillaceae
Exons: 4
Coding region: 1-381 (126 amino acids)
Source: RefSeq, a predicted model, not a curated record
AUGUCCUCCGUCGCACCGUCCAGAUCCCUUCAAGCUUCGGCUUUGACGUUUGUUAUUCUGUCUAUUGGACAUACGGUCCAGGGUAGACAGUGGACGGCCGAGAAGGUGUUUAAGAAUAUCAAGGGGUCUAAGCCUUGGGCUUGUGGGACUGUGGGGUGGUUCCAGGGAAGCGCAUUCCUGCUUAUGACUGGUAUCCUCCACUACCAGUGGUCCAACAACCCCACUGCGCUACAGGAUCCCCUGAACAAGGCGCUGGCUAGUAUCGCCAAUGCCAUUCUCUGGGCUAGUUCGGCGUGGUAUGCUAAGACAGGGGUGAAUGAUAAUGCGGUGUUGGUGGGAUUGUCGGCUGCGCUGCAGGCUUAUUCUGUUUUCUCGCAGUAG